Molecule: messenger RNA, 579 nt
Organism: Asterias rubens (European starfish)
Lineage: Eukaryota; Metazoa; Echinodermata; Asteroidea; Forcipulatida; Asteriidae
Exons: 5
Coding region: 1-579 (192 amino acids)
Source: RefSeq, a predicted model, not a curated record
AUGGCUUCCUUGGUGACGACAAGGAAGUAUCCACAGAUUGAUUUGGAAAAGGAAAUUCCACCACUUGAUGAGAUUUCCAAGAGGACAGUAAUUGUGACGGCGAUCUCUUCAAACCAUUACAAGGAGGGAAAGGUGAUGAUCAGCACCGCACAGAACGUCAUGCCAAACACGAGGAUUGUUGUCUGCGAUUUGGGGCUGAUUCCCAGCGAAAUUCGAGAAUACCCUCCUCACGUAAAAGAUCUUCUGAACUACGCUUGGAAACCAGCCCUCAUAAAUGAACUACUGUACGAAUUUGGCGCCGUCUUUUGGGCGGACUCUUCGGUUGACAUAGAUACAUUCAGGAAGGAUACUGGGUUCACCCCAAAACCCCGCGGCGGCAUUCUGUACUUUGUUAACAGCUCCUACAUCAAUGAGAAACUACUGCAACCGUGGGUGGACUGUUCGAUGGUGAUAGAGUGCAUAGCACCACAUGGGAGUCAGAACCCACACAAAAAGAAAAUGAAGGGAUAUUACGUGCAUCGCUACGACCAAUCAGCUCUCGCAAUUUUGAUGUACAAAAAUGUGCGCUACACCGAGUAG